CAGACUCUUCGCUAAAGGUUAGAGUCCAAAGAAAUGACCUAAAAUCUGUUUUGAAUGUGCAAAAUCUUCCUGAACAAGUUAUGUCACAAGGUUCGUCUUGCUUUAACGCCAUUUGGAGACUGAUUUAAGGUUUAUUUCAUCACAAAAUAUAUAGUUUCUGACAUUCUGUUGACCAUGGAAGACACGAACAGUUGCGCCUCUGCAGGCAUCAACAUGCUCACUGUCAUCCUACUGGGAAAGAGUGGCAGCGACAAGGCACUGAUAGGGAAUACCAUUCUAGACAAUGAAUGUUUCAGCCCAGAAGAGUCCACGUUUAAGAAAGCAGUGCUGCAAAUGAACAGUAGGAUGUGCUGUGUCAUAAACACUCCGGACCUUUACCAUGGACAGAACCCUGGCUGCGAGAAACAAGUCUUUGAGGAGAUAAAACCAUCUUUCUCAGAUGCGUGUGUGUUCCUCCUGAUCAUGCAAGAUGACCACGCCUCAUCAGAAGAGAUGGCCAUGUUGGCACAGCUAAAGCAAACUUAUGGACAAAACGAAGUGGACAACAUAAUUGUGGUGCUUGUCAAAGAUAAAAGAAUGUCAAUAAAAGAGUCAACAUCUGAAGCUAAAACGCACUUUCAAGAGAUUCUUCAUGAAUGUGGUGGAAGAGUUUGUUAUUUCAAACAUGGCAUGAAGAGCGAAGAACUGAAGGAUCAGUUGCUGACACAGUACAGAAGAAUCCAGCAGAAGUGUCCACCUGAGAGGUUAGAUGAGACCCUUGAGGAACCUAAUAAAUCUGGUCACCAAACGCCUGAAAAGGAAAAGGCACCAUCUGCUGUAGACACACCAGUUGCAGCCAUGCCUGAGGAGGAAAAGCUGGAAUCUAGGAUAUACGAAACCAUUGAUAGAUCUUAUAAACCAUGUGACAUAAAGCAGGAGCAGGAAAAGGCACAACCUAAUCCAUCUGAAACGGAACCAGUUGCAGCUGUGCCUGAAGAGGAUGAGGAGCAAUCUAGGAUAUACGAAAAUAUUGAAAGAACUUCUGAGCUCUUUGCCAAAAAACUUGAGAAAACACAACCUAAACCAGCUGAUGAGAAGUCAGCUGAAGCCAUGCUUGACGGUGAGAGAAACGUGAUGACCAUUGUGCUGUUGGGACAGACCGGCAGUGGGAAAAGUGCGACUGGUAACACCAUACUGACCAAAAGAUAUUUCGAGUCCCAUGCUAGUUCUACAGCCACAACACAGGAAUGUAAGGUAGCAGAGGAACUGGUCUGUGGAAUAAAGAUGAGGGUCAUUGAUACACCAGAUUUCUUUGACGAAGAUCUAAAGAAUCCAGAGAUCCACGUUAAGAAGUGUAAAGAACUCUCUCAGCAGGAGCCUGUGGUGUAUUUACUGGUUAUGCAUAUGGGCCGUUUCACAGUGGGAGAAAGAGAGAGCGUCUCGAAUAUACAGAAAACAUUCGGGGAGGAAGUGGUCAAAAAGACGGUCAUCCUGUUCACAGGCAAAGAGAAGCUGAAGGGGGUGAGUUUAGAAGAUUACAUUAAAAAUACUGACCCUCAGCUUCAGCAGCUGAUAAAAACUUUUGGCUCGAGAUGUCACGCUUUUGACAACAACGACAAAAGCCGUCACCAAGUAAAGGAGCUGGUCAAGAUUAUUUUGGAAAUGCUAUGUGGAGGAAGACACAACAUCAAAGAGCAUUACCGCAGAUACAAGAAGUCAGAGCACAAAGACUGCCGAGUUCUAUAGACUGCUAAAGGGAAAAGACGCUGCUAUCUAAUGCUAGCAUUGUUAUAGUAAUGUUAACAUUAUGUUAAAGCUAACAUUGCCAUGACCUAUUUUACAAUGUUAGUUAUUAUAAAAAUCUUUAUUAUAUAAUGUUAGCAUUAGCAUAAGAAUACUAGCUCUGUUUAAUAAAUGUUAGCAGUGUUAUACUGAUUACUAAAGCUAGCAUUAAUAUAGUAAUACAUACACUAUAUUGACAAAAGUAUUGGGACA
This is a messenger RNA of Colossoma macropomum (tambaqui), 1974 nucleotides long. Its product is annotated as immune-associated nucleotide-binding protein 9-like. Gene Ontology annotation, molecular function: GTP binding. Bases 175 to 1725 code for a protein of 516 amino acids. Lineage: Eukaryota; Metazoa; Chordata; Actinopteri; Characiformes; Serrasalmidae. The transcript is spliced from 6 exons. The record is from RefSeq and is a predicted model, not a curated record.